This is a messenger RNA of Helianthus annuus (common sunflower), 489 nucleotides long. RefSeq names its product component of gems protein 1-like. The transcript is spliced from 2 exons. The record is from RefSeq and is a predicted model, not a curated record. NCBI's taxonomy places the organism in Eukaryota, Viridiplantae, Streptophyta, Magnoliopsida, Asterales, Asteraceae. The coding region runs from base 1 to 489 and encodes 162 amino acids.
AUGGAUGAAGACACGGAUCUUGUGGAGCCCGCGUCCGGAACACCAAACCACCCCAUCGAAAUCUCCGAUGGGUCAUCAUUUCACGGAUCACCCUAUCGUGGUCCCGAUAGUUACCAGGCGAGGUUUAACCAGUACGAGUGGUAUUUUACCCCGUCCGAGCAUUCGUCUCCUUAUCAGCAGCAGCAGCAGCAACAGCAGCAGGAUCCUUCUAUGGAUUCUCGUUUUGUGGCACCGGCGCAUACUCAUUACAACUAUGCUAGCGUGGACCCGUAUCAGGAGGCAUGGGACUACAAUGCUCGUCACCCAGAGGGACCAUAUGGAGGUCUUUGGACCACUGGUUAUCCAACUUAUGGAUACCAGCAUCCGCCACCUCCUCAACCUCUAUACCAGCCGCCGCAGCCGCAGCUAAUCCCGCCAGAGCGUCAGCAGGAGGUUCUCGAGAGACUGAACCAAGUUGAGCAAGAAGUUCGGGAAGACCGUAGGGAAUGA